AUGCUUCAAUGUGAUACUAACUAUUUGGCCGUCAUCGGCGGCGCCACCAGUGCCACGUGUCAAAGCAAUGGAUUAUGGUACCCGUCGACUCUUGCCACGUGUCAACGAGCACUCAAAGAAAUUCUCGGAGCCGAGUGCCUUGCUGGAAUCGCUCCAGUACUCGGAGCCACAAUGACCUAUUCGAAUGGUCAAGCACUCGGACCGUAUCCAUCGGCUACACUGGCCACAGCGACAUGUCAAGCUGGAUAUGUGCCUAAUGGUAUCAUGACAUCUUCAUGUACAAAUGGCGUCUGGACACCUGCAUCUCUUGGAAUCUGCGAACUAACUGGAAACGAACUCGGCGGAACCACUUGUGGACGUCUUGGAGACCCUCUAUCCGGAACCCUUGUCUACAGUGCCCUAGGACUCGGACCAUACCCCUCCGGAACAUCAGCUACAGUACUCUGUAACAUUGGAACAACACUUUCUGGAUCUCCAAGUGCUCUCUGUACAAAUGGAGUCUGGAAUCCAUUGCCGGGAACUUGUGUUGCCGCACUUUUGAAGAGACCACCUGCGAAAGGAGUUCCAAAAGGAGUGGAGACUGAGCAAUCGGUCACACCUGCCAAUGAUGUUCCAAAGGAGGCGAAAAAUGAAACAAGUGUUGUCCGGGGAGAUCUGGUUUUGUCCGGAGAAAAAUGCCCGCCACCAAUUGCACCGGCAUUCGGAGAGAUCACCUACUCUGGCUUCUCGUCAAAAGGAACAUUUGACGAUGGCACAACUGCUGCACUAAAAUGUAAUCUGGGCUAUAAACCAACGGGACCAUCAUUCUCAACAUGUCGAAAAGGAUCAUUCCGUCCGAUCAUCGGAAAAUGUUCAAAUGGUUCAGAAAACGGUCUUCCGGGUGUUUGUGUACCUUUAAGUCCACCGAAAAACGCCCGAAUUGUGUAUAUUCAAAGUGGAAGCUCGUUGGAUUUCGAGGAUGGGACCACUGGAUUACUGUACUGUGAAGAGGGAUACGCGGUUACUGGAAUUGCUACUCUACAGUGUCAAAAUGGACAAUGGGAACCACAAAGUGGAUUUGGAAUGUGUGAUACUAUUUAA
Molecule: messenger RNA, 1080 nt
Organism: Caenorhabditis briggsae
Lineage: Eukaryota; Metazoa; Nematoda; Chromadorea; Rhabditida; Rhabditidae
Exons: 5
Coding region: 1-1080 (359 amino acids)
Source: RefSeq, a predicted model, not a curated record